This is a messenger RNA of Talaromyces proteolyticus, 1320 nucleotides long. RefSeq lists its product as uncharacterized. The coding region runs from base 1 to 1320 and encodes 439 amino acids. The record is from RefSeq and is a predicted model, not a curated record. The transcript is spliced from 3 exons. Lineage: Eukaryota; Fungi; Ascomycota; Eurotiomycetes; Eurotiales; Trichocomaceae.
AUGCAUCUUUUUACGCCUUUUCCUAAGAAAACAUUUCCUUUGCUUCCGUUCCUCCUAUAUCUAUCAACCACCAUUGUAGCUCAGCCUUUGGAUGACACAUCCUCUGGAAUUGGUCCACGUGGCUCUUGUUUGUCCUGCAUUUACGGUAGUGACGGAGACGAAGAUUGUGACGGUCUACCAUUGAACGCUAUCCAGGAUGGGCCAACAACCGACGAAUCGGCAGGUUUAGGCUUUGAAUUCGAAACUUCGUCAAUCCGAUUCCAAUCAGAUCAUUGUAAUUACGAGGACACGCACCAGGCAAAGGGGAAAAUGGUCAAUGGACGGAGUGGAAUAAACUGGAAGCUAACUGCAGAUUUUUUGGAUAUAGGGGUGCUUUCGGCGGAGUAUAUUUUGGAUGGUACACAGAUUAAGAUUGGAGCUAGCACUGCGGAGGCAGCUGCGAAGGCUGUUGCAGAUGAUAUCAUUUCAUGGAACCCGUUUGCUGAUAUGACUGACAACAAAGUAUCCAUUACCGGCAAUCUUUGCAACCCUUGGACUAUUUUUGGUGGAGGUACUGCGGGUGAAGUUGCGACAAUCCAAUGGUCGCCGCAAGUCACUGCCCCUAUGCCACUUCAAGCCAUUUACGAACUCUUUGGUCAGCGAACAGGCUCGAUCCUGUUGCCGAAGCCAACACACGCCAACCAAAAUAUGGUUAUGGUGACCAAGAAAUUCUUCCAGUCUAAUCCCAAUGGCAUGUCAUCGAAUGAUAUUCAGGAAGAUGUGUUAGGUUUCUUCUCAAUAAUUAUGACAUACGCUAAAGCGGCCGAUAAACUUGACGAAUCGGGUCCUAAGGCCCUUAUGUCAAUCAUGCCUCGGACUGAAUUCUCUACCAUAUUCAAGCUGGUCAAGUCACGAGUUAAGGGUGACCUCUACGAGAUUGUGAAAGUCCUUGCCUGCUAUAAAAGUAACGAGAAUGAUGUUGACCUCGAUUCUCACUACUGCUCAGGAACCGUUGAGAGUCCGACGCCGAAUGGCCAAAUGGAUAAACAGAGCUUUACACUUGUUAUGGAUGACAAAGGCAAACAGGACAGCGCUUCGGUAAAGGACUGGAUGGACAGUAUUCAGGCUGGGAUUUCGCCGGACAGGCUGACCGAAGUUGAUGAAGUUCGGAACAGCCAGGUCGGGGGCCUGGGAAAGGCACUGGAAAAUCUUCUUGACAGCUCACAAGCAGCUCCGCUUUUUGAGUUUAGACGCCUUGCGAAAAUUACUGCAUCUGAUCUGAGUGACUUCGCUAGUAAGGUAGAGAGUGCGGUCAUCGAUUUUCACAAGAAAUAUAAAUAA